Molecule: messenger RNA, 1860 nt
Organism: Pistacia vera
Lineage: Eukaryota; Viridiplantae; Streptophyta; Magnoliopsida; Sapindales; Anacardiaceae
Product: beta-glucuronosyltransferase GlcAT14B-like
Exons: 4
Coding region: 67-1368 (433 amino acids)
Cellular component (GO): membrane
Molecular function (GO): glucuronosyltransferase activity
Source: RefSeq, a predicted model, not a curated record
CUUCUUCUUCACCUACAAAAACCCCUCAAAACGAACCAUUUCAAGCUGACUCUGAGCUGAAACAAAAUGAAGAAACUAAAGACUUAUUACAUGCAAAUACGACACAACAAUACUCACCAAACGACAGUCGAAAGAAAAUGGAUUUUCCCUCUGGCAAUCGGCUCAAUAGUCUCUUUGUUCCUCCUCUUUCUCACCACUUUAACUUCACCAGACGGCACUCCGUUUCUGCCUUUUUAUCGUUCAAUUUCGUUUUCUGGGUCUUCAGUUUUUGUUGAAUCUAAACUUCAGACUAUUCCCAUUUUAAACCUCCCUCCGCCUCCGCGUUUCGCUUACAUGAUCUCUGGAUCUGUGGGCGACGGUAACAUGAUAAAACGCACUCUUUUGGCGCUGUAUCAUCCAAAUAAUGUUUAUGUUCUUCAUUUGGAUAGGGCGUCGUCUGAUGCCGAGCGUUUAGAUCUAAAGAACUUUGUCAAUGAGCACCCUUUAUUUGUGCAAUUUGGGAAUGUUAAGGUGAUUGCUAAGGCCAAUCUCGUGACUUAUAGAGGCCCGACAAUGGUAGCCAAUACGUUACAUGGGGCUGCUAUUUUGUUGAGGGAAGGUGGAGAAUGGGAUUGGUUUAUUAAUCUUAGUGCGUCUGAUUAUCCACUUGUGACUCAAGAUGAUCUCCUGCAUACGUUUUCCUAUUUGCCGAGGGAUCUGAAUUUCAUUGAUCAUACUAGUAAUAUUGGGUGGAAAGAGUUCCAGAGGGCGAAACCGAUAAUUGUAGAUCCAGGGUUGUAUAUGACAAAGAAAGCUGAUGUAUUUUGGGUUACACAGAAGAGGAGUGUACCAUCUGCAUUCAAACUCUUUACAGGUUCUGCUUGGAUGGCACUUUCUCGGCCUUUUAUUGAUUACUGCAUCUGGGGAUGGGACAACCUACCACGGACUGUCCUUAUGUACUAUUCAAAUUUCUUAUCAUCUCCAGAAGGUUACUUCCACACUGUCAUUUGUAAUGCUCAAGAGUUUCGUAACACCACUGUCAAUACUGACCUCCAUUUCAUAUCAUGGGACAACCCUCCUAAGCAGCAUCCUCACUACCUUAACGUUGCUGACAUGAAAAGGAUGGUUGACAGCAAUGCCCCAUUUGCGAGGAAGUUCCCUCGCGACAAUCCUGUGCUUGACAAAAUUGAUUCUGAGCUCUUGUCCCGAGGUCCAGGAAUGGCUACUCCUGGUGGUUGGUGCAUAGGAACAGGGGCAAACGGAACAGAUCCGUGUUCUCUUAUUGGUAAUGUCACUAGCCUCAGGCCUGGCCCUGGAGCAAAACGGCUUGAAAAUUUGAUAAGCUCUCUGUUAUCAAGUGAGAAAUUCCGGCCAAGACAGUGCAAGUAACAAGAACCUAAGUCAACUUUAGCAGGUGCUUCCCAUAUAUUUUGGGUUAGUCUAUAUCAGAAGACGGAUAUGACCAAGUAAUCAGUUUACCUACUAGUAGGGGAGAUAGAAAUUAAGCAUGCAGAAAGUAUACACGAUCUCUGGUUUAUAGGGGUGGAUUCUCUGGUUGGUUUAUACAGUCACACGAAAGAGAUGGAUUUGCCGGAAAGAUUUCAGCUACAGACCCAGGAGUACACCUGUAAUAUUCCGGUGUAAGUGACCGAGCUUAUCUGUCUUAGUAUCCCAAUUUCUUUGCCCUUUUCAUUUAGUACACGCAUUUGCCUUGAUCCAACACCAAGCUUGUUCAGGACUUUGAUGUAAUGGAAGAGCAUUUGACUGAAAUAGUGUUAGAAAAAGAAAAUUCACGGAAAAGGUCAUAUAACAAACGAAAAUUCUUAGAAAAUUUUGUUAUUUGCCUUGUGUAUUAAUGAGUUGCUUCUACUUGCUCGGUUA